Molecule: messenger RNA, 899 nt
Organism: Musa acuminata AAA Group (dessert banana)
Lineage: Eukaryota; Viridiplantae; Streptophyta; Magnoliopsida; Zingiberales; Musaceae
Product: nudix hydrolase 17, mitochondrial
Exons: 4
Coding region: 56-583 (175 amino acids)
Cellular component (GO): nucleus; cytoplasm
Molecular function (GO): pyrophosphatase activity
Source: RefSeq, a predicted model, not a curated record
UAGCCUGUUUACUCCGCAUCGGAAACAAAAGGCGAGGAAGGUUGCAAGGAGGAAGAUGGUGUGCAUGGUGUCUCGGCAGGGCAGGCAGCUCCAGCGCUACAGCAAGAGCGGGAGCCGCCUCGUCGUCGGGUGCAUUCCCUACAAGUAUAAUCCUGGCGACGGCGGCGGUGAAGACCUCGAUAGAUCCAUGGAGGUUCUUGUCAUCAGUUCGCCCAAAGGAAAUGGAUUGUUGUUCCCAAAGGGUGGGUGGGAGACGGAUGAGACCAUUAAAGAAGCAGCUUUGCGGGAGGCAUUGGAGGAAGCUGGAGUGCAGGGGAAUGUGCAGCGAAAACUUGGGAAAUGGAAGUACAAGAGCAGGACCUACGGCGCAGUGCACGAGGGCAUCAUGUUCCCUCUCAAUGUGACGGAGGAACUGGGGGACUGGCCUGAGAUGCACACGAGAGAACGCAAAUGGGUGACGGUGGCAGAUGCCAAAGAGGGAUGCCAGCAUCCAUGGAUGAAGGAAGCCUUGGAUAGAUUGGUGAAACGGCUGUCGAGUUCCAGCAGCAGUAAUAACAGCAACAGUACUGCUUCAGCAUUUUAGUAUUCUUCUUUGGCACUCUCCACGAGCAGUCUCUCAUGGAUGAUGGAUGAACUCUCUUCCCACCAAGAAUAGCUGAUAGUUACAACAGAGUUUGAUCAUUCUUUCAAUUCUUUCAGCCCUGUGAUCUCAUGAUCUCAUCGUUGACUGAUGGACCCAACAAAAAUUUGUAGUUUUCAGAGUACCAGAAUAGUGAGCAACUUCAUGGAGAUAAUCUUCUUUCUCGUUGGUUACUGUGAUUACGAUUAUGUAAAGUUGAAUCCAUCUUUUUAAUCCUAACUGAACUAAGAAAUAUUGAACAUGUUUGGUUUUAGUGCUA